AUGUUCCAGAGUCCAUCUAGCCACUUCUUUCGGGAUACCCUCAAGACAAAUAAGGCUAUGUUCGAGAUUAUCUGUCAAAACAUCACAGCUAAGUUUGACGGGGUACGAUUUCAGGUCUUCUUCGUGGCCGCUAUGGCGUUCUAUAGCGUCAUCAAUAAAUUCAACACGGACGCGAUGGUUCACGUCGGCUCCGUGUUCAAGCAGAAGAGAGACAACGUUAUUGUGGCCAAGGUAGGCAGCCCAAUGGAGAGUAGUGACCUGGUCGCUAAGGUCCAGGGGAUACCAUGUGUUCAAGAAUAA
Molecule: messenger RNA, 300 nt
Organism: Fusarium graminearum PH-1
Lineage: Eukaryota; Fungi; Ascomycota; Sordariomycetes; Hypocreales; Nectriaceae
Exons: 1
Coding region: 1-300 (99 amino acids)
Source: RefSeq, a predicted model, not a curated record